CUAUACGAAUAUUAUAAAUACGAAAGUAGAGAUGGAUGUUUGUUAAAGUUUGUAGCCUAAAUGGCUGAACGGAUUUCGAUGAGAUCUGUUAUGGAUGUAGAGGCUAGUGUGGAAGAAAACAUAGACAACUCAAGUUCUUUUUUUUUUUAUUUCGAGCGGACGAAGUCGUAGGCGAAAGCUAGUUGUUUUGUAAAGCAACUUGUUUAUCGAAUCAUUAGAAAUGUGAAGUGAAGGGUCUCAUGUGGUGUAACUUCGACGGAUGCUGGUUUUAAGACGCCCUCAUUCCGCGGUCUGUCGUAACGUUUGAGACGUUUAAAAAACCGCCGGUGUCACAAUAACUGUAGAUAUAACAAUGGAGUUGCAAUAUGAUGGAGAAGGUACUCCAUUUGUCAUGUGGGGAGAGAAUCAUAUACAGUUAGAGAGAAUGCCGAUCACAGAAAAGGAGUAUUUAGAAAAAGCUGAGAAAGAAUUGAGAGAGACGCCGGAAAUUGUUGAAAAGGCUGUCGCAGAAUUGAGAGAAAUGCUAAGAAAGGAUACCUCGCUCUUCGUACCGCUACAAGACGAUAACUAUUUGAUGAAAUUCCUCAGACCUUCCAAGUUUCACCCAGAAAGCGCCUUCAAAAGAAUCCAAGCGUACUACAAAUUCAGGCAAUCGCAUGAGAGUUAUUGUUCAAACCUGGUGCCCACUGCAGUGAAGCCUGCUUUCGACCACUCUAUUAUAUCAAUCCUGGCGCCUAGAGACCAACAUGGAAGGCGCAUCAUGCUUGUGGAGUCUGGAGAGCGCUGGCAACCUCGAUUAGUUCCAUUAUCCGACGUGUUUCGCGGCGUGCAGUUGGCGCUGGAGUCGGCGAUGUCUGAACCCCGGACUCAGGUCAAUGGCGUUAUCGUGUUAAUGGACAUGAAGGGCCUCUCCUUCUCACAGGUCAUGCAGUUCACGCCCUCUUUUGCCAAAAUGGUGGUAGACUGGAUUCAGGACUGUAUACCGAUUCGUCUUAAGGCAGUUCACAUCGUAAGCCAGCCGUACAUCUUCAACAUGCUGUUUGCGAUCUUCAAGCCAUUCUUGCGCGAGAAGUUGCGCUCGCGUAUUUUCUUCCACGGCUCUGAUAAGCAGUCGUUACUGACACACGUCGACCCUAAAGCCUUGAGGAAACGUCACGGAGGACUACUUCCCGAGCCGGAGAUAACUGGCGAUGUUCUAUGGAAAAUGUUACAUCACUAUGAAGAGAAUUUCAAAGUUGCAAAUUCCUACGGUCACGUGUCAAAUAACAACAAGAGAUAAGUCCAAUGGAUAUUUUCAAAAACCUCUUUACCACAAGAAAUUACAAUAUUUAAUAUUAGGAAUAGAUUGAUAAUUAUAACAAUAAAUAUUAAAACGACGGUAGCUCUCUUAAAAGUAAUUUCCAGAAUAUCUUACAGAAUGGGGAUGUUUCCUAAUGUUACAAAUCCAAAUAAAGUUAUGUUUAAUAUUUUAAAGACAGCAUUUUAUAACCUA
This is a messenger RNA of Papilio polytes (common Mormon), 1492 nucleotides long. Its product is annotated as alpha-tocopherol transfer protein-like. Gene Ontology annotation, molecular function: phosphatidylinositol bisphosphate binding. Gene Ontology annotation, cellular component: membrane. The record is from RefSeq and is a predicted model, not a curated record. NCBI's taxonomy places the organism in Eukaryota, Metazoa, Arthropoda, Insecta, Lepidoptera, Papilionidae. The transcript is spliced from 7 exons. The coding region runs from base 353 to 1279 and encodes 308 amino acids.